Pelagomonas calceolata is the source of this 1142-nucleotide messenger RNA. The record is from the annotation of a GenBank genome assembly. Lineage: Eukaryota; Pelagophyceae; Pelagomonadales; Pelagomonadaceae.
GCACGGUUAUUGCUGGCUGCUUGGGCUUGCGUAGGGCGCAAGGGGCCCUAAGGAACGUAACAGGCAUACGCAGUAGCCACAUCGAUACGGCGCCACGGCGUAGCGGGACCGACAUGGCCCAAUGCGUCGUCUGCUCGGAAGACAUCGACUUAGCCGCAGCCAAGUCUUUUCCGUGCUGCGACGCGCUCUACUGCGACGCGUGCCACGAGGAGACGGCGGAGGGCGGCACCUGCGGCGAGUGCUUCGCGGACCUCACUGCGGCGGCCGCGCCACCGCCGCCGCCCGCCGACAGCACGCCGCAGCUCGCGCCAGCGAUGCGUCCGGUGACGCCGACGGUAUUCGCCGUCGCCCCGAAGCCAACACUGGUAGCUCUCGGCACGCCGUCCGAUUGUGGUACGCCGAACCCACGCGUAUCAGGCACGCCCGCGCACGAGCGCCUCGCGGGCGACCUGCGCCGCGUCGUGCUCCGGAAAGUGGACGGCAACUCGCCGCGGUCCUCGCCGCCACCCGUACCGUCGCCCAAGAUCGUCACCGCGUUGCAGUCGGGGGCGCUAAGGCCGACGGGCAGCGACGCGACGCCGCGGACUGCGACGGUGAAACGCUUCAACGACGCGGAGAAGGCGCUUCAACGAGCGCGCGAGACGGCCGCGGCCGCCCAGGCGGUGCAGGAGGCUGCUGUUAAGGAGACCGCGGCGCGGCGACAGGCGGCGGAACGGGCGGCGGCCGCGCGCUCGAGAAAUGAAGCGCGCAUGCCGCCCCGCCGCUCGACGUCGCCGCGCGCCCGGGCCCCGAGCGCCAAAUCGCCGCGGCGCCGCUCGAAGUCGCCGCGGCGGUCGUCGGUAGACCUCGAGGCGGGCCCGACCGUGGUGAAGCUGAAGACGGCCGUGGCCGAACUGUCCGAGGCGAACCGCAAGCGGACCACGGGCCCGAGGCCGCGGCGGUCGCUCUCGCGGCGCCUCGCCGUACUGCUCGCGGGGUUGUUGUUCUUCGGCGCCGCGUCGUUCUACACCGCCGCGAGCGUCCUCGAGGCGCCCUCGAAUCGGAGCGCCGUGCCGCCGCCGCGCAAGCGCACGUCGCGGCGCUACUUGGGGACGAACUCCUCAAAAAAGAAGCGGCUGCGGGGCGCCGCUUAAUGUCACACA